AUGUCUUCUGCCCCCGCCAAGAAGGAGUUCCUCUGCAUCCUGCCGGAUAAGCCCGGCGCGCAGGCCAAGCGUCUCGAAGUUCGCCCUUCCCAUCUGGAGGGCGUCAAGCCCCUCGUCGCCUCGGGCUCUAUCGUCGCUGGUGGUGCCAUGCUCGAGUCUCACCCCGCUGAGGGCGAGACCCCCGCCUUCAAGGGCAGUAUGAUGCUUGCCGUGGCCGAGAGCGAGGCCGAGGUGCGCAAGAUCCUGGAGAACGACAUCUAUUCCCAUAGCGGUGUGUGGGAUCUCGAAAAGGCCCAGAUCAUUCCGUUCAAGUCUGCCGUGCGCAAGGAGCUGUAA
This is a messenger RNA of Penicillium macrosclerotiorum, 336 nucleotides long. RefSeq lists its product as uncharacterized. Bases 1 to 336 code for a protein of 111 amino acids. The transcript has 4 exons. Lineage: Eukaryota; Fungi; Ascomycota; Eurotiomycetes; Eurotiales; Aspergillaceae. The record is from RefSeq and is a predicted model, not a curated record.